This is a messenger RNA of Uloborus diversus, 3522 nucleotides long. RefSeq names its product serine/threonine-protein kinase ICK-like. The record is from RefSeq and is a predicted model, not a curated record. Gene Ontology annotation, cellular component: nucleus; cytoplasm; cilium. Gene Ontology annotation, biological process: cilium assembly; intraciliary transport; protein phosphorylation. The transcript is spliced from 13 exons. Gene Ontology annotation, molecular function: protein serine/threonine kinase activity; ATP binding. Bases 440 to 1795 code for a protein of 451 amino acids. NCBI's taxonomy places the organism in Eukaryota, Metazoa, Arthropoda, Arachnida, Araneae, Uloboridae.
GCAGUUUUUACGGGGGAACGCUGGUAGUUCUGUGUUCUGCUGAGCGUUUAUCAAUGUUUAUCGAAAUUUGUUUUAAAUUUUGUGUUUCCAAAAAGAAAAUCUAGAUCUGGGAUUACGACGUCACAAGAUGAACAGGGUGAAACAAUUAAAUAGCGACUAUCGUAACACUAUUCGAAUUUAAUGAAGUAUCCCAAUGUUAGCGACAGUAAAACCUGGAGUGCACCAGUUGAUAUCUCCGGCCGUUUCAUCUGGUAUGAAUCGAUAUGUGACGUUAAGUCAAUUAGGAGAUGGUACCUAUGGAAGUGUAAUGUUGGGACAGCGACUGGACACUGGGGAGAAAGUAGCAAUUAAGAGGUGGUGAGUGAUGUCUUUUUGCCAACAAAGCCCAGCUAUGCAUGCUGAUUUAUAAAAAUGCCUUAAAAUUUAUCUUCUUUCAAGAAUGGGUAUUAUGUCUAAACGCUACAAGUUUGUGAACACGCUGGGUAAUGGCACAUAUGGCACUGUAUUACUGGCAUUCAACAUAGAAUCGGGGGAAAAGGUGGCUAUUAAAAGAAUGAAAAAGAAAUAUCACUCAUGGGAAGAAUGCAUGAAUCUGAGGGAAGUAAAGUCUUUGCAGAAACUUAGUCAUGCUAAUUUGGUGAAAUUAAAAGAAGUCAUCAGGGAAGACAAUACUCUUUAUUUUGUGUUUGAAUAUAUGAAAGAGAAUUUAUAUCAAUUAAUAAAAAGCAGGGAUAAUCCAUUUUCUGAAAAUGUGAUAAAAAAUAUUCUUUUCCAAAUCUUACAAGGUCUAGCUUUUAUGCAUAAACAUGGCUUUUUUCACCGUGAUAUCAAACCAGAAAAUUUGCUGUGUAAAGGGCCUGAGCUCAUAAAGAUAGCAGAUUUUGGUCUUGCUCGGGAGAUCAGAUCUAGACCCCCGUACACAGACUAUGUUUCAACCAGAUGGUAUAGGGCUCCUGAAGUGUUACUAAGGGCAACAAAUUACAAUUCCCCUAUUGAUAUGUGGGCCGUAGGUUGCAUCAUGUCAGAACUGUAUACGUUACAGCCCUUGUUUCCAGGAAGGACUGAAAUUGACCAGGUCUUUAGGAUAUGUUCAAUUUUAGGAACUCCAGAUCAACGAGAUUGGCCUGAUGGCUACAGAUUGGCAGCAGAAAUGAAUUUCAAAUUUCCUCAAUUCAAAGAAAUGCCAAUCAGUUCCAUUGUUAGGAAUGCUGGUCAGGAUGGUUGUACAUUACUGAAAGAUCUCUUGAGGUGGAAUCCUGACAAAAGGCCGACAGCCGUCAUGGCUGCUCGUUACCCUUAUUUUCAAAGUGGUUUUAAACCCAUGGCUCAGACAAACCGUCGUGUUUCUGCCUACAAUCGUCACCUUCCAGAUUCAUAUCAAGAUAUUUCAAAACUGAAACCUUCUGAGGAAAAGUCAGCAUAUAGAAGACGAUGGGGUGGUCAGUUGACGCAUGAAAAUGAGCCGUCAGAUUCUGAAAACAGCAUUGAUAGGGAAAAAAUCAAGCCAACUCAUGAAGUUGCUCGUUUUUCUGCAAAGCAACAAUUUUUGGGGAAGCCAGGAAUCUACAGUAAUCAAAAUUCAAGAAAUGUAAUGUACAAUGAUUCUGCAAGAUUGAAACGAACAGGUCACUUCAAUGCUACUCCUUUCCAACCUUCAACUUUUGAUCGUAGAAACUCCCAGUCAUCUGUCAGUGGAACUCCAGUACAAAAACCCGUCCAAAGUUAUGGUCGAUCUUCCAAUCAGGUUUUUUCAAUACCUGGGAAAAUAGACUGGAGUGCUAAGUAUUUGAAUUGAAAAAGCAGCCACUGCCACUUUCCCGUCCAGCUCCCUUUUGAGACAGUGGGUCUCGAGUCUAGUCAUUUUCUGACUCCAGUGUUUCGAAGAGCUCCGAUAAUUUUUGCUCCAAGAGGAUGAAAAGACAGAAUAUUGAGAACUGUGUCAAUAUCAAAUCUCGUCAUGGUGCUGUGAUGCAAAAAUUCAGGAAUUUUCAUUCAAAAUAUUGCCAAAAGUGAACAAUUGGUUUUAUCUCUCAUAACAAAGAUUUUUUAAUUUGUAUAUAUGUUUGUAGAACAUUUGCUUUUAUUUUUGUGAACAUUUUUUUUUCUUUUCGGUCUUAAAAAUAUAAAUAGGUAUCUAGCUCAUAAAAUUCCACAAAAAAAAAAAAAAAAAAAAAAAAAAAAAAAAAACUUCAAUCUUACUUAUAAAUUCAUUCAAAUGUAAUUUAUCUACACAACUUUUAUAUUGUUUUAUUAUUUAUUUUUUUAUGCAAAAUUAUUUAUUGAUUGACGUAUUGAUGUUAUUAGUAUACCUUAUUUUGACAAUAUAGCAUUAACAAAUUUAUUACUCAAAAAACAUUGUUGAGUAAGGUAUUUUGAAAUCAAAGGCAGCUUGUUAAAAAUUCUGUGUAACAUUUUACUUUAUCUGCAUUAUGUUUGUUAGCUUUUUUUAAAACUCUGAAUAACUGCAGUUUAUCCAUGCCCAGGGGCGUGGAGUCUGAGGGUGCUGUUGUGCUCCAGCACCCCCAAUAUAUUUGUGGGUGUGCACAGCAGGCAAAAGAAAAAAGGGACCGAAAUUAAAAAUCUAUUUCCUAAAUAAGGAUGACCUUUAGGCUACAGAUUGGCAGCCACAAAAGUUGCUUGUUUUUUUUUAUUUUCAAUGAGCUUUUUUUUUAUAUUUCGUCCCACCACCAAAGUAAAAAAUCCUAACCUUUCAUGAAAUUUAUUCAAACUUAUUCAUCCCUUAAGUGUUUUUAAUCAUUUAUUUGAUAUACUGUCAGCCCCGCUUAAUUGAGUAACGGAUAAACGAAUACCCCGCUUAUACAAAUGAAACCUCCCAGAACCGAAUAUUUUCCCCUAGACGCAAUGUUAAAGAUCCCUGUUUAAUCAAAUAAUUUCCUCGGAUAAUCAAAUAAUAUUUAUCAGCUUUUGUAAAUAUUUUUGUUGAGAAAAAUUUUAAAUAAAUUAGAGAGAAAUUAAAGUAAAAACAAUUAUUGACGUGAAAAUAUAAAGUGAUAUUUAUUGCUGACAACGGGCGAGAAAAACAGCAUUCAUAUUUCAUCAAAAUGUUUCCACUAUUCUAUCAAUUUUCUUUUGUCUUUGUCAUUACAAAAAAAAAAAAAAAAAUAGUGCAGUCAAUAAUUAAAUUAAAUAGCACAAAUAAAUAUUCUCAUUUUAGAUGAUGAUAAAUAUUAAAUGUAAGAUACGGUAGACGAGGAGGGGAAAAAGGGAGUCAGAAAAGUGUUCCCAAAAGACUUAGAGCAAGCAAUCCCCUAUUAUGGAAUUAAAAAAAAUAAUAACUUACUGAAAAAAGGUGCCAAAACAAAGAUUUAAAACCUCAAGUUGUAAAUGACAUUUUAUAAUUUUCAUACGUACUUGUAAUACAAAAACAAACUAUUGAAAUAUUUUGUUUAUUUAGCUUAUUUCAAAAACGUUUUAGCAAUAACAUAUUUCCUUUACAUAGCUAUUGAUCUAUUAUUAUUAUUAUUAUGUUUCAAGACAAAUGUUGUCAAUUUAGAAAGGUAA